Molecule: messenger RNA, 859 nt
Organism: Capsella rubella
Lineage: Eukaryota; Viridiplantae; Streptophyta; Magnoliopsida; Brassicales; Brassicaceae
Exons: 1
Coding region: 89-652 (187 amino acids)
Source: RefSeq, a predicted model, not a curated record
AAAAGAUAUUUGGAAAAAAAAAUUCUUAUCCAAAGAGGUAACAGGAGGAGAGUGAUAGAGAGAGAGACGCGAAGCUCUGAAAACAAAAAUGGCGAUAACACCUCUACGAAUCACGAACCCAUUCCCAUCUCUCCGCUUACUUCCCGCCGGAAAGCCCAAUGCUUUAAGACUCUUCACCGUCCGCGCCGCCGACGUUGAGUCCACGGAAGAGACUCAAUCCGACCCGGAAACAACUCAAUCCGAUUCCGGCACCGAUCCUGAUGAAUUCGAGUCUCGUCUCUCAAACAUCAGACUCAGAUAUCGAAGCGGAACGGGGAAGAAAGCAGAGGUGAGAAAAUCGAAGAAAGGGACAUCAACUGGGUCUCCGUCGAAAGGCUCGGGGAUGUACUUGCCGCCGGUGAGCUUAAAAGAGCCUGUUUCAGGCGGUUUGAAAGUGGAACUAGGGUUUAGCCCAUACAGUGAGAGGAUCAAUGGGAGGAUUGCAGGAUUAGGACUCAUGGCAUUGCUUCUUGUUGAGCUUGCGACGGGUAAGAGUGUAUUGAAUUAUCACACACCUUCUGUGGUGUUUCUUCAGAUCUACUUCGUUGCUGCUGUUUCUGCUAUGUUUGUCAAGAUUGAGAAGGAGAAGGUUAGCGUUUGGCCCAAGGAUUAAGGAACAACACACAUGAUGAGAUGUGUGUUUGAGUGUUGCUUCUUUUGUUUAUUGAAAAUGUGUAUGCUUUUUUUAAGUAUUGUAUGUAUUUUGCUAUACUCACAGAAUUUCAAGAUUAUGGAUAUAAAGAUUUGACAAGUAAAGGAUCUCACUUUGGAGCGAUUGUUGUUGUUUGUUGUUAAGUAAUAUCAAAUUCUUGGAUCGUCA